AGGGCAGCUCAAUGUUGAUUUUCGAGGGGCAACGCUGAUCUUAUUGGAUAUUGCGACGCGAUUCUUCACACCUACAUCAUAAAUGCACCUUUCACGAACGACAUGAAAACGAAGAAUCAACCAGGUUCGAGAGAGUACAAUCAAAAAUACAUUCUGCCUUACACGCUCCACUAAGCCAUGCUUCUCUAUUCAUAAGUCAUCAGCUUCAUCAUGUCUCUCAAUGAUCGAGAGAAAUCCCAGCUUCGAAGUGCCCUACAAGAUGCAAUCUUAAAAUGUUCCGAAAGAUGCCUCUACCAAUCGUCCAAAUGGGCAGCAGAACUUCUCAAUGCGAUUCCUGAAACAGAACCGUCUCUAGAUGAUUCGCAGCUUUCAGAUGCCUCAACCGGAUACGCCUCCACGAUAAUAGCUCCAAAUAUUGACCCGAGCGAAGCAACACUUGAAUCUAAGGAGAUAAACAAAUACCUUCUAGCCAAAUCCCUCUUCGAUUGCCGAGAAUAUGAUCGUUGCGCCGCAGUCUUCCUUCCCGACUCUACACUUACUGGGAUAGUAUCCUCAAAGGAAUCGAAUAAUGCAACCCCAAAAGGUAAGGGGAAGGGGAAGGCUACGACCCCGGCUACCAAACCGAACAAUAGCGAAAAGCUUCCGCAAUUAAGCCAAAGAAGCCUGUUUCUGGCUCUAUAUGCCAAGUUCUUGUCGGGGGAGAAGCGCAAAGAUGAAGAUGCCGAGAUGGUGAUGGGACCGCAGGACAUUGGCACAUGCACCAACAAGCAACUGCUGACCAUCAGUCGUGUUUUGGAAGCAUGGUUCAACCAGCAUCAAGACCAAGAGGACGGCGGUGUCGAAGGCAGUCAAGGAUGGCUCGAGUAUCUAUAUGGGAUGGUUCUUGCAAAAGAAAAGAAUGAAGAACUAGCCCUGAUGUGGCUAAUUCGUAGCGUACACCUGUUCCCUAUGAAUUGGGGUUGCUGGCUGGAGAUGACAGGGUUGAUAUCACGAGUGGAAGAUUUAAACCGGAUAAUGCCUCGGUUGCCACAGAAUAUCGUCUCCUUCAUGUUCCAUAUCCACACCUCCCUCGAACUCUAUCAACAUGAUGCGAACCUUGCUAACUCACUGGACCAACUACUCACCAUAUUUCCGACCUCAUCGUUUCUACUCACGUGUGAUGCGUUGCUUUCAUACCAUGCAAAGGAUCUCGUGGCUGCAGAGCAGAACUUCAGCCGCAUUCUCUCAUUGCAUCCUCAUAGACUCGACUCACUCGACCACUAUUCGAAUAUCCUUUACGUCAUGAAUUCAAGGCCAAAGUUGGCCUUUCUAGCUCACCUAUGCAGUAGCGUCGAUAAAUUCCGACCUGAAUCCUGUGUCGUUAUUGGAAAUUACUAUUCACUGCUAUCCCUUCACGAGAAGGCUGUGCAGUACUUCCGACGAGCGUUGAUGCUGGAUCGCUCAUGCUUAUCUGCAUGGACACUGAUGGGACAUGAAUAUGUCGAACUCAAGAAUACACAUGCUGCUAUCGAAUCAUACCGUCGAGCUGUAGAUGUCAAUCGGAGAGACUACCGCGCGUGGUACGGAUUAGGCCAAACAUAUGAAGUGCUGGAGAUGCAUGCCUAUGCCCUAUGGUAUUACAAGAAGGCAGCUGGACUCCGACCAUGGGACGGAAAGAUGUGGAUGGCGGUUGGUUCGUGCUUACAGCGCAUGAAUCGGAACCAAGAUGGGAUUAAGGCCCUCAAACGAGCAUUGCUUGCCGAAAGCUACUACGAGACAGGAAACGAUUUCGGCAGCGCAGGUAUUAUGAGGGGUGCACACAUGGAUCCGGAGAUCCUGUUGCAAAUCGCUGGCAUGUACGACAGCAUAGGUGAGGAAGAAGAUGCCAAAGCCUACAUGGAAAUGUGCGUGGCACAAGAGGACGGUGGCGGCGAUAACCUAGGUGAAAGCAUCCAGAUCCACAACGAUUCGCCGGGUGAAGGGUCCGACGAUGACGGCGACAAUGCCGGACGAGGAGAAGGUGGCACGGGAGUGACGGCGGCCACUAGUAAAGCUCGCAUGUGGCUUGCGCGCCACGCGAUGAGAACGGAGGAUUACCCCACAGCCAAUCGCCUGGCAACCGAGCUAUGUCAAGAUGGCGUCGAGGUUGAAGAGGCGAAAGCUCUCAUACGAGAGGUCAGAUCUAGGAUGGAGGCUAAUGGAAUGAGCGGGCCGUCGACCGGAUAGAAUCCGCAAAACUCUCCUGAGCUCUAAAUUCCGAGUGGCGUUGACCAAACUAAGGAUCGUGGGGUUUGACUUACGGGUUACGAUUUAUUAACGAAUGGGAUGGAAAAGCAUUGAGGGUCAUGGGGUUAUCAUGGGGGAUUCUAGUUAUUGAUUUGUUUUACGAGAAAUGAAGUCUUCGUGAACCAACAACCUUUUUUCCUGAGGAAAUCCUAGAUGGUGCAUUUGGAAGGAAAUCAAUUGCAAUUCGCAGGCAUUGGCUUUCUCACACGUCGAGGAGCCACUUCAUAUUACCUUAACUAUAGCCGCUCGCGGCAACGUAACAUAUACCACCAUGACUUAAGCGGCGCUGAGACAAACAUCCGACGACGCCCAUAGGAGUCAGCAAAUCGAGGGUCUCGUAUUCGAUUUAUACAGGCGUCCUCCACGGUCCCAUGUGAACAAUCCUCCAACCGAGCUUACCAACAAGCUACCUCCCAUAUUUGUAGAAGUCGUUACCGGCAAGCUGUCACCCUACGUCUGAGCGUUGGAUCUCGCGAGCAUACGGGGUCUUGCAUUCAGCAAGAUCUCUCAGCUGGUCUUAGUAAAACUGCUUGAUGACGGAUAGGCAUAUGCAGUGCAGCACGGCACGUAUGUAUGAGAGGGGGGAUCUAGAUAUAUGUUUGUGACUAAUCACACUAUGCCAACACAUGAGACAUGGACUGCGGGCACCUUAUUUU
Molecule: messenger RNA, 2921 nt
Organism: Annulohypoxylon truncatum
Lineage: Eukaryota; Fungi; Ascomycota; Sordariomycetes; Xylariales; Hypoxylaceae
Product: TPR-like protein
Exons: 3
Coding region: 211-2205 (664 amino acids)
Biological process (GO): cell division
Cellular component (GO): anaphase-promoting complex
Molecular function (GO): protein binding
Source: RefSeq, a predicted model, not a curated record